AUGGGCGCUGUGGUAGCACUCCUCAGCUUCAAUGCUGUAGGAGAAGGUACUGAAGCAACGGUGUUGCCCUUGCUGACGGGACACACAGAGUGGGACUUUGCUGACAGCAGGAAAUCAUUUGGCAAAAGGGAAUUUCAUACCACCGAUCUUAUUUUUGACAAAGUGAAGGAGGAUGGUUACCGCACGGCAUAUUUCGAAGACCGACCGGACAUUGGCACGUUUCAAUUUCGCUUCAAUGGUUUCGCCAAGAGCCCAGCUGACCAUUACUUAUAUGAUUUUUAUAAAGUGUUAAACCGCCUGAGAAAUCUGGAAAUUGGAGACGAUGCUUUUCACUGCAUUGGCGACACUCCACAAUACGAAUUUAUGAUGAAUAUUACUGAACAGUUCUUCCAACUGGAUCGAAAGAAAUUUUGCUUCACGUUCAUCCGGAGUACAAGUCACGAUGAUUUCAACAAAAUCACCAGCGCUGACAAAGAGUUCGUUCGUUUUCUGCGGCAUUUUAGAACCAGUGGUCAUCUCACGAACACACUGUUAUUGGUUAUGGGUGAUCAUGGAGUCAACUAUUCAGAUGUCCAUGUCACGAAUCAAGCAAAACUAGAACACCGUCUACCAUUAAUGGCAAUAGUAUUACCGGAAAAAUUAUUAGCGAAAAGACCAGAAAUAGAGUCGGCAUUACAAUCAAACGAAGACGUUCUUACAACCCCUUACGACAUUUACGCGACCAUAUUGGACGCAAUUGAUAUGAGGGAACAUUGGAACCCAUAUAAAAUCAAAGGUGCUCAUCUCACUAGAGGAUUGACUCUAUUCGAACCUAUUCCUAGCACGAGAUCGUGUAGCGAAGCAGGAGUAGAAGGUCAAUGGUGCACGUGCCAAAACCGGACGCUGGAGCACCGGCCUUCUGUGCUGAGCAACCAUAUGAACACACUGACGGAGGCUUUGAGGUCGAAUCUGAGUGAGGAAACGCAAAGUACGAAGAUACAUUAGUUUGCUACAAGAA
Molecule: messenger RNA, 997 nt
Organism: Hyposmocoma kahamanoa
Lineage: Eukaryota; Metazoa; Arthropoda; Insecta; Lepidoptera; Cosmopterigidae
Exons: 7
Coding region: 1-984 (327 amino acids)
Source: RefSeq, a predicted model, not a curated record